Recurvomyces mirabilis is the source of this 483-nucleotide messenger RNA. RefSeq lists its product as uncharacterized. Bases 1 to 483 code for a protein of 160 amino acids. The transcript has 2 exons. Lineage: Eukaryota; Fungi; Ascomycota; Dothideomycetes; Mycosphaerellales; Teratosphaeriaceae. The record is from RefSeq and is a predicted model, not a curated record.
AUGGACGACAGGCGUGAGCGGCUACGAAUCAGAAGUCGCACAAAGAAAGAAGACGUGCAGCAAGCAAAGAAAUUGGUGACCGAUGCGGAUGAGGUUCCAGCUAGCUGGACAGCCGUAGACCAUGGACAGAAGGUCGAUAUGUUGGAGAGACUGAAUGAGGAGCUCGAUCGGCAACGUUUGCCGACAAUAACAAUGAUCACCUACAGUCACAGAAUGGCGCAGGCCAUGCCACCAAUCAUACGUCAAGCAAAGCGGAAAACAGGAGGAGGAGGUCAGCUCGUGCAGGCCGAGGCGAGUACUGGAUCUCAGUCAACCUCGCCCACGCCAUUGCCCGGUGAACGCAUAGUGCUUCCGCCAAUUCGAGCUCAGCCCGAAUUAGCGCAACACCUCGAUGCGACGGCCUACGCGAGUGGUCGAGAGCAACAGAGUGAACGCACUGACGGGGGUAUUAGUGGCGAGGCUGAAGACGAGCAGGGUCCAUGA